AUGUCUAUGAUAAGUGCUCUGCAGGAUGCUAGUCAGGGAGAGCAUGCUGAGCUAGUUAAAGAGUUACAGAAGAAUGUGGAGCAUAAGUUAGAAGCAGAAAAUAUUAAAUGGAGACAAAGAGUUAAGCAGCAUUGGUUGAAGAUGGGGGAUAGGAAUACAAAAUUCUUUCACAUGCAAGCCACUCAAAGGAGAAAGACUAAUGCCAUCAAAAGCAUUAGGGACCUGGAAGGCAAUGAGGUUUCAAAUCAGCAGCAGAUUGGAGAGACUUUUACCAAGUAUUUCUCUUCCCUAUUUACCACUUCUAACCCUUCACAAUUUGAUAAUUGUUUGUCUGGCUUAUAUACAAAGGUCUCUCCUAUUAUGAAUGAGUAUCUUUUGGCCAAGUUUACUGAGGAACAUGUGAAGCAGGCAGCUUUUCAAAUGAACCCAUUGGGCUCGCCAGGACCUUAUGGGUUUCCAACACAUUUCUAUCAAAGCCAUUGGGAGACAAUGGGGAAUGAUAUUACCAGGCUUAUUAGUGAUAAUCUCCUAGUGGCUUAUGAAGCUCUCCAUUUCAUGAACUCUAGGAUGAAGGGAAAAAUUGGAUUUAUGACACUCAAACUAGAUAUGAGCAAGGCUUAUGAUGAAGUUGAGUGGUCAUUCCUUGAAGCUAUUAUGCUCAAACUUGGGUUCUCUCAAAGAUGGUGCUCUAUGGUUUUGGAUUGUAUAACUUCUAUUUCCUAUUCCAUCUUGGUUAAUGGUAAGGCACAAGCCGGUUUCUCUCCUUCAAGGGGCUUGAGGAAGGGUGAUCCCCUUUCACCUUGCUUGUUUAUUUUGUGUGUUGAAGCCUUAUCUUCUUUAUUAUUCAAAGCUAAGCAACAUGGAGAUAUAACUUGUAUUCCUAUUGGGAAAGGUCCAAUUAGAAUCAAUCACAUGUUCUUUGUUGAUGACAACCUUCUUUUUUGCAAGGCCAAUGUGGUUGAAUGGUGUAAAAUCUCAUAG
Molecule: messenger RNA, 981 nt
Organism: Carya illinoinensis
Lineage: Eukaryota; Viridiplantae; Streptophyta; Magnoliopsida; Fagales; Juglandaceae
Exons: 2
Coding region: 1-981 (326 amino acids)
Source: RefSeq, a predicted model, not a curated record